This is a messenger RNA of Oppia nitens, 1511 nucleotides long. RefSeq names its product all trans-polyprenyl-diphosphate synthase PDSS2-like. Gene Ontology annotation, cellular component: mitochondrion; transferase complex. The transcript is spliced from 2 exons. The record is from RefSeq and is a predicted model, not a curated record. NCBI's taxonomy places the organism in Eukaryota, Metazoa, Arthropoda, Arachnida, Sarcoptiformes, Oppiidae. Bases 198 to 1511 code for a protein of 437 amino acids. Gene Ontology annotation, molecular function: prenyltransferase activity. Gene Ontology annotation, biological process: isoprenoid biosynthetic process; ubiquinone biosynthetic process.
CAACUAAUAAAAACCAAACCAAACCAACACAUAUACAUAUAGACAACCGAUGAGUGGUUUUGAACUUGUGCUGAAGUAUUUUUUUUUUUAAAGUGAUGACCCAAUUGUUUUUAUGAUAUCUUGUGUGAGUAUUGGGACAGUUGUUUGUGUGUAUGUAUGUGUUUUGGUAGAUGUGCGCAAAUUGAUGCCAACGAGACAUGCAAUCGACACCAUCAUCGCUGAUGAGAUAUCUGCUACGGAUAGGCAGCCAUAGAUGGCUGACCGCCACCAACGCCACGGCUACUAACACAACAUUAACAACUACUAGUACUACAGUUACCGCAAAUGGAUUGCCAAUUACUGGUGUACGCCAACAGUCGACUAGUGUGCCGUCCAAUAUCAGUGCCGCCGUUGUCGAGGCCAAUGAGCCAAUAGCUAGUGGGGGCAGUGGUGCCGAUUGGGAUCGUGCGAUAGCCAAUGCCGAACAAUUGGUCGGCCAUCAGACUGUUAACUAUAGUCUCCGGAGUCUACUAAGCGAUGAGGUAUACAAUGUGGCACUUCAUCUGAACAAAUUGGUCGGUACUAACCAUCCACUACUCGAGACAGCAAAGCGCCUGACAUAUACUGGCCAUAAGCACAUCCAAACUCGCGGACUCAUUGUCCUAUUGAUGUCCAAAGCAGCCGGACAUCCGCUAACAUCUAUCGACUACAUCGACGCCCAACAAUUGGCCGGCAUAUCAGGUCGGCAGCGAUCGCUAGCCGAGAUGACCGAAAUGAUCUAUUCGGCUCAUCUGAUUCAUCGGGGUAUACUUAAUCUGCAGCCAUCAUCACUACUACUAUCGCAACCGCAAUCGCAACCAACGAAAACCAAAGACCUACACUUUGGCAACAAAAUGUCGGUCCUGUCGGGCGACUUCCUGUUGGCCAGUGUCUGGAAAGGCCUGGGCGAACUUCGGGAUACCAAAGUGGUCGAACUGAUGGCCACCGCAAUCGGCGACUUUAUGGAAGGACAGUUUGUCAUCGAAACGCAGUCGCAGUUUCCGACGGCCCAGUGUGGCCGCGAUUUUUGGGAAGAACGAAACUUUUUGCGUAUCGGCAGCCUUCAGGCCAACAGCUGCCAAUCGGCUGUACAACUGGCCGGCCAUUCAGACAGUCUACAGCUACGGGCCUACAAUCUGGGCCGAAAUAUAGCACUGGGAUGGCAGGCAUUCAACGAAUUGCAGCCCUAUAUUGAUUCAAGUGUACAACAAGUGAACAACAGUACAAUGGAUUUGAUAUCAGCGCCGGUAUGUCUUCAUAUUGAAAACAAUGGCCAAUCGCUCGAUGAAAUAGUUCAAAAUGGAUCCGAUAAUCAAUCUGAUUACGAUUAUAAUAAGCUACAUGUGCUGAUCAGGAAUGGGCCGGCAAUCGAUAAGACCCGGCAAUUGAUACGUGAAUAUACCGAUCGGGCACUGGAAUCGUUGGAGGGCUUUCCCAAAUGCGAUGCCACUCAAGCCCUGUCCAACAUUGUGUUUGCCAUAAGAGACCAAUAG